Neopsephotus bourkii (Bourke's parrot) is the source of this 2016-nucleotide messenger RNA. It is a transcript of the gene DUSP1, whose product is annotated as dual specificity phosphatase 1. Bases 87 to 1331 code for a protein of 414 amino acids. Gene Ontology annotation, cellular component: cytoplasm; nucleus. NCBI's taxonomy places the organism in Eukaryota, Metazoa, Chordata, Aves, Psittaciformes, Psittacidae. Gene Ontology annotation, biological process: endoderm formation; negative regulation of p38MAPK cascade; protein dephosphorylation. Gene Ontology annotation, molecular function: protein tyrosine/threonine phosphatase activity; MAP kinase tyrosine/serine/threonine phosphatase activity. The transcript is spliced from 3 exons. The record is from RefSeq and is a predicted model, not a curated record.
UGAGCUACCGGGGGUUACCGGACACUCCAACACUGGCCGCGCCUUCCUCAUCUUCCUCCUCCCUCCUUCCCUCGGCCGGAGCCGCCAUGGUGAACCUGCGGGUGUGCGCGCUGGAGUGCGAGGCGCUGCGAGGGCUGCUGCAGGAGCGCGCCGCGCAGUGCCUCGUCCUCGACUGCCGCUCCUUCUUCUCCUUCAACGCCGCGCACAUCCGCGGCUCCUGCAACGUCCGCCUCAGCACCAUCGUCCGCCGCCGCGCUAAGGGCGCCCUGGCCUUGGAGCACGUUGUCCCCAACGAGGAGCUCCGAGCCCGCCUGCGCCAGGGGCUGGUUCACACCGUGGUGCUGCUGGACGAGCGCAGCGCCGACCUGGAGCUGCCCAAGCGCGAUAGCACGCUGCUGCUGGCCCUCGGCACCCUCUGCAGGGAGGCCCGCGGCGCCCGCAUCUGCUUCCUCAAGGGUGAGUGGCGCCGGGACCGCCCUGGCAGCCGUCGGAGGGGAGGGGGGACCGCGGUAGCGCCGUUCCUGGGGCUCCGCUCGCCCUCCGGCCGUGCCGCGCUCACCCGGCGCCUCUCUGUCCCCUCUGCCCCUGCAGGAGGUUACGAAGCGUUCUCGUCCGCCUGUUCCGAGCUCUGCACCAAGCCGGCCGCCCCGACGGGCCUCAGCCUGCCUCUCAGCGCCAGCAGCGCGCCCGGCAGCGCCGACUCGGGGUGCAGCUCCUGCGGCACCCCCCUCUACGACCAGGGUGGGCCGGUGGAAAUCCUGCCGUUCCUCUACUUGGGCAGCGCUUACCAUGCCUCCCGGAAAGACAUGCUGGACGCUUUGGGAAUCACGGCGUUAAUCAAUGUAUCAGCGAACUGCCCCAACCACUUCGAAGGGCACUACCAGUAUAAAAGUAUCCCUGUGGAGGACAACCACAAGGCAGAUAUCAGCUCCUGGUUUAACGAGGCGAUUGAUUUCAUAGACUCUGUUAAAAAUGAUGGAGGAAGGGUAUUUGUGCACUGCCAGGCUGGCGUUUCCCGGUCAGCAACCAUCUGUCUUGCUUACCUCAUGAGGACCAACAGAGUCAAACUGGAUGAAGCCUUUGAGUUUGUGAAGCAGAGGAGAAGCAUCAUCUCCCCAAACUUCAGCUUCAUGGGGCAGCUGCUGCAGUUUGAGUCGCAGGUCCUUGCCCCCAACUGCUCAGCAGAAGCUGGUAGCCCUGCUAUGUCAGUAUUGGACAGAGGAGCCUCGACCACCACAGUCUUUAACUUUCCAGUCUCCAUCCCUGUUCACACCUCAUCCAGUGCUUUAAGCUAUCUCCAGAGCCCCAUCACCACUUCCCCAAGCUGCUGAAAAGCGAGUGAAAAUAUGGCCAGAACUCAGAUUUACUGUCUCAGAAGUGCAAUAACUACAGGGACAGUGUCAUCAGUCACUCGUGUUUUGUGGGGAACCAUCCAUGCAUCCCAGAGCAGUGUCAUUAAUGGAGAGGAGCUCACCUGAUGCCAGAGAAUUAGGUGUUACUGACUGUUCUGCUGACUUCUGAAGCCAGUAUCUGGAUGUCUACACAGAUAUCAGAGGACACUGUCUCUUCUUGAGCUGUUCCUUUUUGUCUUCUGUCUGUCCUAAGCCUGCUCCAUGUUUAGUAGCAUGCUCACCAGUAUUCCCAUUCCUGGACACUUUGAGCAACACUGAUGCUGUCCCUCUUUUAUAUGACAGUCCUAUUUAUUUAUUUUUAUGUUAGUGCAUUGGGGUUUUUUGCCUUCACAAACCUAGAGUUUCAUUUCUAGAGAAACCAAAUACCUCAGUAUUUUUUUGGUACUAUAAUCCUGUGUGUGUAUAUGUCUGUCAGCUCUUCUUGUUUCCCAAGCACUGACAUGAAGGCACCAGGCGAGUGCUUUUUUGAGUUGCCAAGGGUUGUAUGUUUGCUGAUUUAUUUAUGAUGUGAAAUAAUAUAUUUCUUCUUAUGAAGACAUAGUUUUGUUACAUGAUUAUAACUUUUUUUUUAUACAAACAGAAUAAAUUAUGGUAUUUCUAUUGA